ACUUACACACUCGCAUCCCUCUCUCUGCACUCCUGUACCUCUCUCUCUGCACUUCUUCUGUACCUCUCUCUCCCUCUCGCUCUCUCUCUCUCUCUCUCUACCUCCCUCUCUCUCUCUCUCUCUCUCUCUCUCCACAGACACUGGUCUCCAACUUUCCCCGCACAGAGAGAGUUUGUGGACACCGGCUCGCCUUCCCUGCUCCCUGUCGGAGGGUGUACUCUCGCUCAUCCCUCCGCUCCACUUUCCUCCUUCCCUCCUUCAUUCAUUCUCCCUCUCUCUCUCUCUCUCCCUCUCUCUCUCCCCUCUCUCUCUCUCUCUCUCUCUCUCCUCCGCUCCUGGUAUAACUCGCGUGCUCGCGCUGCCUCGCAGCACACACGGCGCUACGAAGAAAACCGGAACACGUGACAAUUUCCGGAGCUCGAUUUAUUUAUUAAUUUUUUUUUCUUUCUCCCCCUUCCCCUUCCCUCCUCUUAUUUAUUUAUUUAUUUAUCUACGUUUCCCUGCUGGUUUAACUCUCCCCGGACCAAACAAAUAUGAAAUUGCUGGUCGACUCCUCCUCAUCUCUCCUGUUCUCGCUGCUACUGGCUCAGCUGCCCUUGUUUACGUCUGCCUCCCCAGUCAGUCGGCGGUUUCACGAGUUGGAUAAACUGUCCAAUCAGACCAAAAACCUGCUGAAGCUUACGCAAGACCUACUAAAAGAGCACGCGUUCGACUCAGACAUGGAGCCCCACAGGUUCAGGUCUCUGCCAGCAAUGACCAACAGAGCAGCCAGUGACCUCAGCAACCUUGAGCUGAAACCAACUCUCUCUCAGCUGCAUGCCGACCUGAAGCUGUUCGAGCACCACUUUGAGUGGCUGAACAGGGUGUCGAGGAAGCACCACCACCGUGCCCUGCCCAAGCUGGGGGAGGUGAUCAGGGAAAUGAAAACUCUCAUCACCCUAGUGCACCGUCAGAUGGUGAAAGUCGAGGCACCGAAGCUGCCUCCGGCAUCCCCCUCUCUCCCCCCUAAUCUCCCGUACCAGUUUGAUGUCCUGCAGUCCUCCCAUGAACUCCUCCAGCAGUUCAAGCUCUUCUGCGAUUGGGCGUAUCGUGUAUUCAUCAGCCUCAAGCCCAAAAUAUCUGCAGUGCAAUGAUGACCCAUGUAGUCUGUGCCACGGCUGCACAGCCCAUGGGGAUGCACAGAUUUUCGCACCUCAGCCGAAAAGGGGUAAAAGGACCAUAUUAGUGUGCACUGUAGCCAACGGCGGACGUAAGCCUAAACUUCAACCAAUGAAAUGUGUGUUGAGGGAUGUGUCUUUCCACCAGAGCCAGUGAUGAUGCUUUAUACUGCAGCCAAUGUCGGCCACCAUGAUUAACCUUAAGGCAACCUGCCAAAUUCAUUAAUACUGAACAUGUCAUGAUUUAUCAUCCCAUCCCCAAGAUGCCUUGUUCAUGAUCAUGUUAUUUAUGUAUUUAUUUAUUUAUUGACUGUUCUUAAUUUAUUUAAUGUUAUUUAUUUAAUUUUGUAAUGUGUCACUCUUAAGUUUAUUUCUUUAUCAACGUGAAUUUAGUUCCCUUUAUCCUUCGACCCCCCCCCUCACUUUUUUUUUCUGUUGACCCUCAAGAAAGUAAAUGAAAAACACAAUACAAGCACACAGUAGUAAUUCCUGAAUUUGCAGCUCUGAUAGUGAUUGCCUUCAAGUUAACCAAACUGAAUUUGCUCAAACCUUUAUUUAUUUCUUUAGCCAACGGUUCCAGUAGAUGUAGCAAACAUUUAGGACAGCCAAGGGGUUUUUUUUUUGUUGCUAAUCUCUCCCCCUCUCUCUUACAGUGCUCUUAUCUUUCAAAAUACGUUUCUGAAGAGGUUACCGAUAUAAUCUUCCAACUGUGUCAAAUGUGCCAACCGUUCGCAUUUCAAUUUAUGGCCUAAGAAGUUUUCAUGUAUCCGUACACUUCAGGAUGGCACCCAGAACAGAGCAUAGAUGGUUUCUUGUGUACUAAGGGCAGAGUUUUGUACUAAGUUUUGCAGAGUCUUGUGUACUAAGGGCAGAGUUUUUUCCACAGGGCCUGUUUCUCGUCAUCCUGCACGAGGACACAUAUCUAAUGUUGUGGUAAAGUUGUAUGAGUGUGCCCUGUUGCUGAGCACUGAUGGACCUGAUUAGAUUCUUUGCACAAACUUGUUGGGAUUAUCUAUCGGAUGAAUGAGAUGGCUGAUUUUGAACCUGUGCUUUGGGGUAGAUGAAUGAUUUUAUUGUUAACUUAAACACCCCAUGCCUUAAAAUACUAUAUAUUGUGAUACAAUGGUUCUGUAUAGCUGUACAUAAAUGUACAAGAAUGUAAAUUGUUGUAUACAAUACUAUUGUGUAUUAUAGUGUUUUCUAUAAUAUAAUGUAGAAUACUUUAUCAGUUCUAGCCCCAUCAAUUUGUCCAUUUUAAUAUAAUUCUGUUCUAGUAUUUGAUACAGUAUUGACUAUUUAUUUAAGUUACUUUUGUGGAACUAUUUAUUUUGCGCUGCAGAGGAGCAAGUCUCCCAAUCUUUUUUUGUACUUUUAUACUGUUUUUAUUCCUAUUUACUAUCAUAACAUGUUUAAAUUAUUGUUGUACCAUCAAGUUGACUCUUCCACACACUGAUUGGCCUUAAUGUGAAAUAUGUGCUUUGGCGAAAUAAAUAUUAAGUAA
Lampris incognitus (smalleye Pacific opah) is the source of this 2658-nucleotide messenger RNA. RefSeq names its product interleukin 11a (gene il11a). Gene Ontology annotation, biological process: positive regulation of cell population proliferation; positive regulation of MAPK cascade. The transcript is spliced from 5 exons. Gene Ontology annotation, molecular function: cytokine activity; growth factor activity. The record is from RefSeq and is a predicted model, not a curated record. Bases 534 to 1133 code for a protein of 199 amino acids. NCBI's taxonomy places the organism in Eukaryota, Metazoa, Chordata, Actinopteri, Lampriformes, Lampridae. Gene Ontology annotation, cellular component: cytoplasm.